Molecule: messenger RNA, 1513 nt
Organism: Myotis daubentonii (Daubenton's bat)
Lineage: Eukaryota; Metazoa; Chordata; Mammalia; Chiroptera; Vespertilionidae
Gene: IDO1
Product: indoleamine 2,3-dioxygenase 1
Biological process (GO): 'de novo' NAD+ biosynthetic process from L-tryptophan
Cellular component (GO): cytoplasm
Molecular function (GO): heme binding; L-tryptophan 2,3-dioxygenase activity; indoleamine 2,3-dioxygenase activity
Source: RefSeq, a predicted model, not a curated record
AGAUGCUCUGAGACUUCUCCACAGACUAAGGGGGGCCAGAGAAGCAGACUGCAAGAAUGGCACAGGAAGCAUUUCCUAUGGAAAGCUCUUGGGGAAAUGUUGAAGAAUUCCAUAUAGAUGAAGAUGUGGGAUUUGCUCUACCAGAUCCACUGGAGGAACUACCUUACCCUUAUGAUGCCUGGAUUUCCAUUGCUAAAAAUCUUCCUGUCCUGAUUAAGAAUGAUGAACUACGUGCAGAAGUUGAGAAGUUACCAAUGCUCAGCAUCGAUGAUCUCCAAGGACACAGGUUGCAGCGCCUCGCACAUCUGGCCCUGGGGUAUAUCACCAUGGCAUAUGUGUGGGGCCAAGGUGAUGAUGUCCGUAAGGUCCUGCCACGCAAUAUUGCUGUCCCUUACUGCAACCUCUCUGAGAAGCUGGGAUUGCCUCCCAUUCUAGUUUAUGCAGACUGUGUCUUGGCAAACUGGAAGAAAAAGGAUCCUAGUGGGCCCAUGACUUAUGAGAACAUGGACAUUCUGUUUUCAUUUCCUGGUGGGGAUUGCGGUAAAGGAUUCUUUCUGAUUUCUCUGUUGGUGGAAAUAGAAGCUGCUUCUGCAAUAAAAGUAAUUCCAACUAUAUUCCACGCAGUACAGAAUCAGGACCGAGAUACUUUGCAAAAGGCACUGCUUGAUAUAACUUCUUGUCUGCACAAAGCCCUUGAAGUGUUUCACCAAAUUCAUGAAUAUGUGGACCCAGACCUGUUUUUCAAUGUUCUUCGCAUCUACUUGUCUGGCUGGAAAGGCAAUGCCAAGAUGCCAGAGGGGCUACUGUAUGAAGGCUUCUGGGACACCCCAAAAAUGUUUGCUGGGGGUAGCGCGGCCCAAAGCAGCAUCUUUCAGUGCUUUGAUGUUCUGUUGGGCAUCCAGCACAGUUCUGAUGAAGCAUCGUCUGCUGAAUUCCUCCAGGAAAUGCGAACAUAUAUGCCACCAGCUCACCAGAAAUUUCUUCACUCAUUAGAGUCAAAACCUUCAGUUCGCGAGUUUGUCCUUUCAGAAGGGGAUGAUAGCCUACAGGCAAUUUAUAAUGAGUGUGUGGAUGCUAUGGUCUCCCUGAGAAAUUACCAUUUGCAAAUAGUAGCUAAGUAUAUUGUGAUUCCUGCAAGGCAGUCCAAAAAUACUCAACCAUCUGAAGAGCCAUCAGAAUCAGAAAAUAAAGGAACGGGGGGCACUGAUGUCAUGAAAUUUCUAAAGUCUGUAAGAGAUACAACAAAGUCUGCCCUGUUGAAGGAAAUUUAAUCUAACCCAAGCAAGGGUACAUUUUGUCAAGACGAAGAAUGUCUCUAUGUAUUACUACUACUCAUUAUAUCAGACCCACAGAUCAAUAUGUAGAAACUUCUUAAUACUACAUUAUAAAUGAUUUCAAAAUAGUUUUUCUGAUGCCUAUGAAUUCCUUACAAAAAAUAAUAAAAAGCAAUUAUAUUAGAAGUGUUAUGAUCUAUAUGAUUAGAAUGUAAUAAUCAAAAAUUAUGCAUAAUAAA